This is a messenger RNA of Penicillium argentinense, 831 nucleotides long. RefSeq lists its product as uncharacterized. Gene Ontology annotation, biological process: nucleotide-excision repair; double-strand break repair via homologous recombination; DNA replication. Bases 1 to 831 code for a protein of 276 amino acids. Lineage: Eukaryota; Fungi; Ascomycota; Eurotiomycetes; Eurotiales; Aspergillaceae. The transcript is spliced from 3 exons. Gene Ontology annotation, molecular function: DNA binding. The record is from RefSeq and is a predicted model, not a curated record. Gene Ontology annotation, cellular component: chromosome, telomeric region; site of double-strand break; nucleus.
AUGGACGGCGGUUACAAUAAUUACAAUUCUUUCGGCGGUGGUGGCGGCGGCUUUAUGGCCGGCGAGACAAACUCCCCGUCAGGUGGAAAGACCGACAACCGGGAUAACAAAACGCUUCGCCCUGUGACAGUCAAGCAAAUUGCCGAUGCCACUUCGCCCUACCCCGAAGCACCCUACCAGAUUGACGGUGCCGAAGUGAACAACGUCCUCUUUGUCGGUCAGGUCCGCAACAUCAGCUCGCAAAGCACGAACAUCACAUACAAGAUUGACGAUGGUACCGGCGAGAUCGAAGUCAAGAAAUGGGUUGACUCGGCCACGGGUGACAGCAUGGACACCGACGAGAAGGGACCUGGCGAUGGAAAAAUGGAAGUUGUGUUGAAUGGAUAUGCCCGUGUUUUUGGCGCGAUCAAAUCCUUCGCCAACAAGAGAUAUAUCGGUGCCCAUAGCGUACGGCCGAUGACGAAUAUCAAUGAACUGCACUGCCACCUCCUUGAAGCCACCGCCGUGCACUUGUUCUUCACCCGCGGACCCCCUGGUGGUGCCGGUGCCGGUGGCAAUGCCGCAGCUGGCGGUGACGCCGUAAUGGGCGGGGCCGAAGACUACGGCGGUGGUCAGAACAAGGCUCUCCUUUCUGUCUCGCCCUUGGCAAAAAAGAUUUACCACUUGCUCAAGACUGAGCCUCAGGACGAUGCGGGCAUGGAGUUGCAGCACAUCGCAUCGAAGCUGAACUUGCCAACUAUGGACGUUGCGCGGGCCGGUGAGGAGCUUCUCAAUGCCGGCAUUAUUUUCUCGACCAUGAACGAGCACACCUGGGCUAUUCUCGAGUAUUAG